This is a messenger RNA of Neospora caninum, 1173 nucleotides long. RefSeq names its product putative alanine dehydrogenase. Gene Ontology annotation, molecular function: L-alanine dehydrogenase (NAD+) activity. The record is from RefSeq and is a predicted model, not a curated record. The transcript has 2 exons. NCBI's taxonomy places the organism in Eukaryota, Apicomplexa, Conoidasida, Eucoccidiorida, Sarcocystidae. Gene Ontology annotation, biological process: L-alanine catabolic process. Bases 1 to 1173 code for a protein of 390 amino acids. Gene Ontology annotation, cellular component: plasma membrane.
AUGAUUAUUGGGUGCCCACGCGAAAGAAAACAGGGUGAGGGCCGAGUUGGUCUCGCGCCGGCCGGUGUUCUGGAGCUUGUUAAAGCUGGUCAUACAGUCCUCAUUGAGAAGAAUGCAGGGGAGAAGGCACAUUUCACCGAUGAACAUUACAUUCAACAGGGGGCUGAGAUUGUUGCCUCUGUGGAGGAGCUAUUUGAACGCUCGGAAAUGAUUGUUAAGGUGAAGGAGCCGCAGCCGGAUGAAUGGAAGCUCGUGAAGCCAGGGCAGAUACUUUUUUGUUACUUCCAUUUUUGCGCGAGCGAAAGUCUCACGAAAGCCAUGCUGAAAAGCGGUGCCAUAUGCAUCAGCUACGAGACGGUUCAGAAGGAUGGACGGUUACCUCUUCUCGAGCCGAUGUCCGAGGUUGCCGGUAGAAUGUCGAUUCAAUGCGGAAUGCAUUUCUUGGAAACUCCCCACGGAGGAUCCGGAGUUUUGCUGUCGGGAUUGCCGGGCGUUCGUCGUGGUCGUGUGCUCAUUCUGGGAGGCGGUGUAGUGGGAACGAGCGCGGCAUCCGCUGCCGCUGGUGUUGGAGCGGAUGUUGUGAUCUUCGACAAGAAUGUGGAUCGUCUUCGGACACUUGCAAGCAUCAUGCCCCCGAAUGUGAGCACGCGGUGCGCCGGCGAGGACGCUCUCCUAGAAGAGCUGUCUUUGUGCGACCUUUUGGUUGGUGCCGUGUUAAUUCCCGGUCGCAGGGCGCCCAAGAUCGUCCGUCGAGAACACUUGAAGCGGAUGAAACGCGGCUCUGUUAUAGUUGAUGUUUCCGUUGAUCACGGUGGCUGCGUCGAAACGACACGUGUAACGAGCCACCACGACCCUGUUUAUGAAGUGGAUGGAAUUAUUCACUACGGGGUUGCAAAUAUGCCAGCUGCGGUGGCGCACUCUAGCACACUAGCCCUUACCAACGUCACGCUGCCUUACAUCCUGUGUCUGGGGAAGCUUGGGUGGGUGCAGGCGUGUCUGACGGACUCUGCCUUAAUGUUGGGAUUGAAUGUUGCUGAAGGAAAGGUUCUUCAUCCAGGCGUGGCCGAGGCUUUUGGCCUUGACAGCGUUCCUCUGAGCGAAUUCCUCGAGGGAGCGCAGGGGGCUGAAAAUAACAAGCGCCUUGAUGGGCUAAAAGGGACACAAUAUGUGUAA